GAGCAGGUGUCAGUGUUGCGGCAGAUCUCGGGAAGUGAAGGUGCCCGCGCAGCCGUCUCCCGCUCGGUGCUAGUGAGUCGGGUGGUUCGCAAUACACGAACGGUGUGUGCUGGUUCUCAGGGUCAGAAGCGGGUUCAGUGAGUGCUAAGGCUCGGUGUCGCGGAGGUGACGUUGGCGGUGUAUGCAUUGUGUGAUCUCUCGUCAAGACCUGUUCUUUUCGGUAAACAAGGAUCCGUAAUGGCGGUGAGGAGGUAAACAGAACGUUGCGUUGUGUCGACUUCGAACGUCAGUCCCGGCUGCGCAAGCCUACUGCAUGCAGGAGCAUCGUCCCGGGGAGCAACAAGGUGCCAGUGCUGAUGCUUUUUGGCCAGUAAAUAGCGACCUUCAUGAUGGUGUUGGCUAGUAUGCCGGAGCAACCUGAAUCGCGCCCUCCUCCCAAGACGUUUGCAAAGCACGAUCUCGCGAAACGACGCAGAGAAGGGUGUGUCUCUGAGGGGCGCGCCAGGUCGUCCCUUCGGUGUACAGCUCUGACGGCGGCGGUGCUGGUACUGCUGCUCUUUGCACAACAGGCUAGGUGCUCGCCUGAAGUCACUGCCAAACGAGAGAAGUCUGCAGGAUUAUGGAACAAAUCCGGGCGCAGCUGCCCCAUGGCCUUCCACGAGAUCGGGGGAAGGUGCUACUUCUACGGGUACUUCCCCUUGAACUGGUACCGCGCCUCGGAGUUCUGCCACUCGUUCGGGAAGGGCGUGUCUCUUGCGUGCAUUGAAUCGGCCAAGGAGAACUUCCACAUCAAGCAGUGGCUGGGGGUUAACGGUAACCACAACACCGGCGUGUGGGUGGGCGGGUCCGACAACGGCCACGUCGGCAGGUGGGCAUGGUUUCCAACAGGUAAGCCUGGAAGUGAUGGCUCUCUUUCCUUGAAGUGACAGGUUAAAAAGGUGAUAAGAGUAAUUGAUUGAGCCAUAAA
Penaeus monodon (black tiger shrimp) is the source of this 967-nucleotide messenger RNA. Its product is annotated as galactose-specific lectin nattectin-like. Bases 387 to 926 code for a protein of 179 amino acids. NCBI's taxonomy places the organism in Eukaryota, Metazoa, Arthropoda, Malacostraca, Decapoda, Penaeidae. The transcript is spliced from 4 exons. The record is from RefSeq and is a predicted model, not a curated record.